Molecule: messenger RNA, 1627 nt
Organism: Capra hircus (goat)
Lineage: Eukaryota; Metazoa; Chordata; Mammalia; Artiodactyla; Bovidae
Gene: ARL4A
Product: ADP ribosylation factor like GTPase 4A
Exons: 2
Coding region: 696-1298 (200 amino acids)
Biological process (GO): vesicle-mediated transport; intracellular protein transport
Cellular component (GO): cytoplasm
Molecular function (GO): GTP binding; GTPase activity
Source: RefSeq, a predicted model, not a curated record
GGACAGCGGGCCUUCCCCGGCGGGUGCACCAGGUUGGGAUCACUCAAGGCUGGGGACCCGCGCGGCCGUAGGCAGGACACUCCGGCCAGAGGAGAAGGAGUUAACAUGCCGGCGGUGACCGCGGGCCUCGGAUGUGAGCACCUCGGCGCGGCGUCCUUGGGCUGCGCUGCAGGUGCGCCCGGGCGGGCGGAGCGAGCGGGGCGGCGGGGACCUCGCUGGCCGGCGAGUCUCCCUUUCCCCUACAGGGGUCGCUCGGCUCCCUCUGCAGGCGCCUUGUUUUCUAACUGGAGGGCAACAGGUGGUGCUUUUGGUCUGAGGGAGAGCCCGACUUCGCCGCGCUUGGAGCGGCAGUUACUCUCACCAAUUAGGGCGCGGGGCCUGGCGUGGCGUGGACGCGCUGACUCAGGUGACCAAUGGGAUUCGGGCUCGGGGGUGGGCCGUGGGGGGGUGGGCGUGGUUCGAGUCUGGAACCAGGGUUUCUAGUGCUGCAACCGCCAGAGCUUCCUGGAGAGCUUAGCUGAGCGGGCGUGGGGUGCUCGUCCGCCCCAGUGCCGAGAAGCCUACCAAUGCUUUCUCAUUUGGACCCACGCUCCAACUCAGGAGCAGUCUGGUAGCUGGAUCUCCUGGGAAGAGAAGUUCUUAAAAGAGUAAGAAGAAAGCAUUUUUCAAUUUGGAACACUUCUCUGCAACUGGAAAUGGGGAAUGGACUGUCAGACCAGACUUCUAUCCUGUCCAGCCUGCCUUCAUUUCAGUCCUUUCACAUUGUCAUCCUGGGCUUGGACUGUGCUGGAAAGACAACCGUGUUAUACAGGCUGCAGUUCAAUGAAUUUGUAAAUACCGUGCCUACCAAAGGAUUUAACACGGAAAAAAUUAAGGUAACCUUGGGAAAUUCUAAAACAGUCACUUUCCACUUCUGGGAUGUAGGUGGUCAGGAGAAGUUAAGGCCACUGUGGAAGUCAUACACCAGAUGCACAGAUGGCAUUGUGUUUGUCGUGGACUCUGUUGAUGUUGAAAGGAUGGAAGAAGCGAAAACUGAACUGCAUAAAAUAACAAGGAUAUCAGAAAAUCAAGGGGUCCCUGUGCUUAUAGUUGCUAACAAACAAGACCUGAGGAACUCACUGUCUCUCUCAGAAAUUGAGAAAUUGUUAGCAAUGGGUGAACUGAGCUCAUCAACGCCCUGGCAUUUGCAGCCCACCUGUGCGAUCAUAGGCGAUGGACUGAAGGAAGGACUCGAGAAACUACAUGAUAUGAUAAUUAAAAGAAGAAAAAUGUUGCGGCAACAGAAAAAGAAAAGAUGAAUGGUGAUACCGUUUAUAUCUGUGUGGAGUAGGUUUUCUCUGGUCUGAUUUUGUCAAAUGGAAGAGUGUCUUCAGCCUGGUUUGCCUGCCUGCCUUCCUGGAUGCUGUUAAAGCUUUGUUUUGUUGAACAAUCAGAUGUCCAACUCUGUUGCCUUUUGGAAGAUGAGUAAUAUGAGUAAAUGCAGUGCUUCUUCAAAUGGUCUCUCUCCCUACCCCACGAAUCUUCUGGUACUGCCCUUUGGGGAAGAAAAGCAAGGAUAGAAAAUUGACCAGAAAACAGUUGGGGAAAGUUGACCUGAAGUUAGUGAAAUAAAACUUUGAAGAUUGUC